CUGCGAGUCGAUCGCGACGGGCGUGAAUAAACUUUCAUUGCUUUAUUACGGAACACAAUAAUUCUGUUGUGCAUUCGUGUACAAUGUGCGCCUGGAUAAGAGAGUCAAGUGUUUAUAUCUUGUAACUUGUGUAAUUUUCGUUUGCAAUCAAACAUUCCGUUGUAUAAACACAAAAUGGGUGCGAAACACAAGUUCAUGUUUUUAUUAUUUACUUUUCUCAUAAGUGAAUGUGUGCCUAGAUCUAUAGAGGAUGAGGAUGAGCCGUUCUUAACGAAUCCUAAAUACACGAAAUACGAAGAAAUGGUAAAGCUGUUUGAUAAGUUAGAAACCGCAUAUCCGGAAUUAGUAAAAGUUUACUCGAUUGGAAAGUCUGUUGAAGGACGCCGACUUCUAGUUAUACAGAUUAGUGAGAGUAUACACAAGAUUCAUCCAGAGCGGCCCUCGUUCAAGUAUGUCGCGAAUAUGCAUGGAGACGAGUCCGUGGGUCGAGAGCUGGUUAUUUACUUGGCUCAGUACUUGUUGCUCAAUUAUGGCAAAGAUGAUAGAAUAACGAAACUUGUUAACAGUACGGAUAUUCAUUUGAUGCCGACACUGAAUCCUGAUGGAUUUGAAGCCAGCAAAGAAGGUUCCUGCGAAUCUCCCAAUGAUUACAAAGGCAGGAACAACGCGAACGGCAUUGACCUGAACCGCGACUUCCCAGACCAGUACGAUAAGAACAAAUCGAAUGAUGAGGAGUACCUGUUCUGGGGCAGGCAGCCGGAGACUGCGGCCAUGAUGCGGUGGCUCAUGGAGAAACAGUUCACGCUGUCGGCUAAUUUACAUGGUGGAGCUGUGGUGGCCAGCUAUCCUUAUGAUUCUAGUUUGGACCAAGACUGUUGCGUCGAGAAUCGUGCGCCCGAUGACGUAAUUUUCAAACACUUGGCGAGCGUAUACGCAUCUAAACACGAAGAUAUGAAAGGGGGAAGUGCGUGCAAGCCGGAACAUUUUAAUAACGGUCUGACUAAUGGGGCUUAUUGGUACUCGGUUAAAGGCGGCAUGCAAGACUUCAACUACCUCCAUUCGAACUGUUUCGAAGUGACCUUCGAGCUUAGCUGCUGCAAAUAUCCCUUUGCCAAGGAACUGCCAAGGUUUUGGAGGGUUAAUAGAGAACCUCUGCUAGCAUUCAUGGAGCAAACCCAGAUGGGGGUUAGGGGCUUCGUGCUGGAUGAAGGAGGAAACCCUGUUAAGAAUGCACAAAUAAAAGUGGACGGGAUCAGUCAUACUGUAAGAACUACCAAAUAUGGAGCGUACUGGCGACUGUUAAUGCCGGGAGAAUAUAAUAUCACAACUAUUGCUGCUGGGUACUCGACCCCCCCACCAAUAACGAUAAAAGUGACCGACACACCGACACUCCUGAACCUGACGGUACACCGACACCCACGCACGCUGACCGACGAGGUUAAAAGAAAGGCGCGUCACACAAUCGACGGUCUCUCUUCGCCAGACUUCGUUCAUCACAACUACGAGAAGAUGGUGCAAUUCCUGAAGGAUCUCAAUGAAAAGUACCCGGAUAUAACCAGGCUGACAAGUAUAGGGAAGUCUGUGGAAGGGCGAGAUUUAUAUGUCCUGGAGGUGACGGAAAAUCCUGGAAAACAUAUACCCGGCAAACCCGAAUUCAAAUACGUAGCAAAUAUGCAUGGUAACGAAGUAGUAGGUCGUGAAAUGCUACUCCUAUUGGCCAAGUACCUCUGCCAGCAAUAUGUGAACAAAGAUGACAGGGUUCAGAAGAUUUUAAACUCUACCAGGAUUCAUAUAAUGCCAUCCAUGAACCCUGAUGGAUACGAACAUUCGAGGAUUAAAGACUACGGUAGCACACACGGACGGAACAACGGUCACGAUGUUGAUUUGAACAGAAACUUCCCCGAUCAGUUUGGAAUGACUCAAGAGAACAAGAUACAAGAGCCAGAAACGUUAGCGGUAAUGAACUGGUCCCUAACCAUACCGUUUGUACUGUCAGCCAAUCUGCAUGGCGGUUCUUUAGUUGCCAAUUACCCGUAUGAUGGGAAUGCGCUGAACCAGGAUGGGAUCAAGAAUCUCACCCCGGAUAAUGAUGUCUUCGUUCAUUUGGCGCAUGUUUAUUCUGAUACUCAUCACAAAAUGCAUCUCGGCCAACCGUGCUCUAGAGCGAGCCUCGAAAGAUUCCCCGAAGGAAUUGUAAAUGGUGCUGAAUGGUAUGUUCUAUCAGGUGGUAUGCAAGAUUGGAACUAUCUCCACACAAAUGACAUGGAAAUAACUUUAGAACUCGGCUGUUACAAGUUCCCGCCUGCAAGCGAUUUACCGUCUUACUGGGAAGAUAAUAAGGACGCACUUUUGGCGUUCAUUGAACAGGUGCACCACGGAGUCCACGGCUUCGUCCACAGUCACAUUGGUCACAGACUGGCCAACGUGACCAUCAGCGUGGCCGGCAUAAACCACAACGUGAAGACUGCCAAAGAUGGCGACUAUUGGCGGUUGCUGGUGCCCGGCAUGUAUAACAUCACCGCGAGUAAAGACGGAUACGAAAACAUAACAGAACAAGUGACAGUCCCGGCGAACGGUUCUGUCAGUCUCAACUUCACACUAAUGCCAGACGACCCGCAGCAUUGGUCAUCCGCGUACGACUUCCGAGUAUUAGAGAACAUAGUGAACACGCAGUACCACACGCCGCUAGAGAUGUACGCGGCACUCGCUGAGUUGGAGAAUAGAUUCCCGGAUAUAGCGGAAUUUCGAGCUGGUGAUAGUCUAAAAACGGCUACGUUACAUGAGUUGAAGAUUACUGAUGAUGCUGGAGCACCAGAAGAAGCGAAAUUCCACAUCGGAAUAAUUAGUAACCUCUAUGGUUCUCAGCCGCUAGGUCAAGAAAUGCUCCUAAACUUCGCCCGACAUCUCUCCACUGCAUAUCAAAUUGGGGAGCCAAUUCACAGGCGGUUACUCAAAAACGCUGUAUUCCACUUUAUACCAAACUUAGAUCCCCUUUACGAAAAAGUCCUGAAAUCCUUCGACGGAACAGAAAAGUGUGACGUGGAAGUAUUGGAAGAAGAAUUUGGUGACAGUGUCUACAAUUACCUUACUAAGAAGGAUCCCAAUCCACUAUCGAAUUACACAAGAGAGAAGGCGUUCAUCAGUCUCCUGCAAAGCGAGAAGUUCGAUUUAGUUCUAGAACUUUCCUCUGGGACGGAGGAUGUCGCUUUUCCAGAAUAUUCCAAGAAUAUAAACGAGAAAUUCGCUCAGAAGUAUAGAGAUAAUAGGGCAUUUGUGGACAGAUAUGAAUGUAAAACUAGAAAUAAUGUAGUUCAUGGGAAUUUGAUAGAUUUGUUGUUCGAAAGAUUCAAUACUCCAGUGAUUUCUGUUGGGCUCAGUUGUUGUAAGAUGCCGUCGAAUAAGGACAUCGCUUGGGUGUGGAGAGAUAAUUUGAGGGGCAUUAUGAAGUUCAUCGAAUCUGCUAACACAGGUAUAACGGGGUACAUAAAGAACGAAGAAGGCGGUGCAAUGAGGGAAGCAAGUCUCGCUAUAGCGGGCACAUCUCGGCAGUACCGCGUGUCGGCCAACAUGGCGCUGUACCGCGCGCUGCUACCGGCCGGGGACUAUCGGGUUAUCGUGAGAUGCCAUGGGUAUCAUGAUCAGAUGUUACAAUGGCGAGUAGUGGAAGGAGUAGUUAAACAAAAGGACAUUAUAAUGAAGCGAAUAAACACUGAUCCGAUACCGGGACAGCUGGAGCCGAUACAGUUGCAGAAUGAUCCCGACCAGGUGUAUGUUACUGGUCUAGCUCUAGACCACAACAGUCUGCCCCUACCCACAGACCUGACGGUAUACCCGUUAGACUCCAAACGACCUCUAACCUCCAACACUACGGAUGCAAAUGGUCGAUUCGUGGUCACAUUACCCGUGACAUAUAUGGGACAUGAGGUCAGGAUUGUGGCAGAUAGCGAGGGGUAUAUACCGACUAGUCGCCAUAUUAAGAUAAGCAGCAGCGAGAACGUGACGCCAAACGUUCUGUUCAAACUGGAGCCCGAUGAUAAAGUACUGGGAAUGCCGCGACUUGUGUUUGUUAUGGUUGCAGGUAUCCUGGGCGUGUUCGUAGUGACGAUAGGCGCUUGGUGCUUCAGUUGUCGCGAAAGAAAGGACUCAAGACGGGAAUAUCUGUUCACACAACUACCGGCUGAUGAUAAGAGACCGCUGUGUGAUGAUGGAGCUUAUGAUAUUAUUCGGAAGCCGUAUUAUGAUGAAGAGGAUCUUCCACCGUCAGAAACGGACUCGGAAGAUGAAGUUGUGCUAUUGGAGAAAGAGUAAAUGGUUCUAGAAUAUUCUAUAAAAAGUACU
Molecule: messenger RNA, 4338 nt
Organism: Colias croceus (clouded yellow)
Lineage: Eukaryota; Metazoa; Arthropoda; Insecta; Lepidoptera; Pieridae
Gene: svr
Product: carboxypeptidase D
Exons: 22
Coding region: 175-4308 (1377 amino acids)
Biological process (GO): proteolysis
Molecular function (GO): metallocarboxypeptidase activity; zinc ion binding
Source: RefSeq, a predicted model, not a curated record